ACUGAAAAACGUUUAUAAAUAUAGGCGCCUCAGAUUUUUAUUAUUAGUUCACAAAGAUUUGUUUUAGUGGUACAUGUAUCUGCUUGAAGACAUUUGCAAUUCUAUUUCGAACAUUUGAGUAGUGUUUCAACUGAUCGUCGCAUCAAUGAUUUUAUUAGGAUCAAUAAAACAGUAGCUGAGGAAGAAGAAGUUCAAUUAAACGGUCAAGAACAUUAAGAAACAAUGUUUAUCACUAUAUUGUUAUUAUCCAUGUUUAUUUUAUUGGUAUAUCAUUAUUACGUACAUUAUGGAAGAAAUGGGCGACUCCUCAGUCUUUUACCGGGACCACUGGGCUAUCCGAUUGCUGGCAAUGCAUUUCUAGUAUUCGGUUCAACAGAGAAACUAUUGAUACGGUUGAAUAGCCUAUGUGAUAAGUAUUAUCCCAUUGCUAAAGUAUGGAGUUUUUUCACGUAUGUUGUGACUAUCCGUCAUCCUGAUGAUUUGGAGACGAUACUAAGCAAUACCAAGCACAUCGAAAAAGGUCUUCCAUAUAACAUGUUACAUGCAUGGUUUGGUACAGGACUUCUCACGAGCACAGGUGCUAAGUGGCAUGCACGACGAAAGAUGUUAACACCGGCGUUUCAUUUUAAUAUAUUGAAUCAAUUUGCUGAUAUCUUAAUCAAGGAGGGCGAUUGUAUGACAAAAUCUUUGAAAGAUGUCGGAGGAACAAUUGUAAAAGAUUUAGUACCAUUUAUUAGUGAACAUACGCUAAAUGCCAUAUGCGAAACUGCCAUGGGCAUCUCUCUGCAAAAAUUGGGCGAGUUCCAACAACAGUAUCAAAAUGCGAGUCACGAUAUAAUCGAAUUAUUGGUUUACAGAAUACUCAGGCCUUGGUUCUACAACGAUUUGUUAUUCUCAUUAUCGCCACAAGGAAGAAAGCAAAAAAAAAUCUUGAAAAUAUUGCAUGGAUUUACAGAAAAACUAAAAAAAAGCGGCUAGCCAUGUUGGAUCUCUUAAUAGCGGCAUCUCGAAAUAAUGAUUUGACUGACUUGGACAUCAGAGAAGAGGUCGAUACCUUUAUGUUUGGGGUAUAUACUUGUAAUCUUUUUUUAAUUUUUUGUACAUAUCAU
Molecule: messenger RNA, 1109 nt
Organism: Formica exsecta
Lineage: Eukaryota; Metazoa; Arthropoda; Insecta; Hymenoptera; Formicidae
Product: cytochrome P450 4C1-like
Exons: 8
Coding region: 223-978 (251 amino acids)
Molecular function (GO): oxidoreductase activity, acting on paired donors, with incorporation or reduction of molecular oxygen; iron ion binding; heme binding
Source: RefSeq, a predicted model, not a curated record